UACAGAGGAUGAUCCGCAGCGCAACGCUCCGACAACACUACCCUGACAAUGCGAACAGUCCAUCGAAAUUUAUAAAAUACACGCCAGGACUCUUCUUCAUGUAGGCUGCCAUAAAUUACCUACGAGAAAGUGGAGAGUUUAAUUCCAGAGACGAAGACUAUGGACGAACAGUAGGCAGCGAUUUCAGAUCAGGGAGAGUAAAACGGACCUGGAGAAGGUGCCCUCUUUUUGCUUUGAGCCUGAUUAUCGGUCUGCCUGGUCUCCAGCUCUUUUGGUCUGGUUGUCUGGUUCGGGCGAGCAGUGAUCUUCCACAGCAGACAUCUCCAGGGAUUGUAGCCCGUGGUCUGAGGAGGAGUCAUGGGGCCGGUACGGGCCUACCCAUUAGCCCUGCCUGUGCUGGCUGUUCUGGGCCUCAUUAUCAGUGCAUGGAGCCUCAACCCAGAUGACCCCAACGUCUGCAGUCACUGGGAGAGCUAUGCAGUGACUGUUCAGGAGUCCUACGCUCAUCCUUUUGACCAGAUCUACUACACCAGGUGCACCGACAUCCUCAAUUGGUUUAAAUGCACCAGACACAGGACCAGCUACAAGACAGCUUAUCGCCGUGGGGUGAGGACCAUGUACCGCCGGCGUUCUCAAUGCUGUCCUGGCUACUUCGAGAGCGGAGACUUGUGUGUCCCACGAUGUACCGAGGAGUGUGCCCAUGGUCGGUGUGUGUCUCCUGAUACAUGUCAGUGUGAGCCAGGCUGGGGAGGACUGGACUGCUCUAGUGGUUGUGAAAGUGGCCACUGGGGGCCCCACUGCAGCAACCGCUGUCAGUGCAAGAAUGGGGCCCUGUGUAACCCCAUCACAGGAGCCUGUGUCUGCACAGACGGCUACCAAGGAUGGCGCUGUGAAGAUCAAUGUGAGCCUGGAUACUAUGGCAAGGGCUGCCAGCUGCAGUGUCAAUGCCUCAAUGGUGCCACCUGCCACCACGAGACGGGGGAAUGCAUAUGUGCACCAGGCUACAUGGGUCCCAUCUGUGGAGAGCGAUGUCCCUCUGGAAGUCAUGGGCCACAGUGCGAGCAGCGCUGCCCCUGUCAGAAUGGAGGAACCUGCCAUCACAUCACUGGAGAAUGCUCCUGCCCUGCUGGAUGGACGGGGUCUGUGUGUGCCCAGCCAUGUCCAUUCGGCAAGUACGGGAUCAACUGCAGCAAGGAAUGCUCCUGCCGCAAUGGAGGACUGUGUGACCACAUUACAGGACAGUGCCAGUGUAUGGCAGGAUACAGUGGCCACAGGUGCCAGGAAGAGUGUCCGGUCGGCACAUAUGGACCCCAGUGUGCCCUCCACUGUGACUGUCAGAAUGGGGCCAAGUGUUACCACAUCAAUGGAGCGUGUUUGUGUGAUACAGGAUUCAAAGGGCCUCACUGCCAGGAAAGGUUCUGUCCACCAGGCCUCUACGGUCUCAUCUGUGACAAAUACUGCCCCUGUAACGCCACCAACACACUCAGCUGCCACCCCCUGACAGGUGAAUGCUUGUGUACAGCAGGAUGGACGGGUCUAUACUGCAAUGAGACCUGUCCCCCGGGUUACUAUGGAGAAGGAUGUAGAGUGCCGUGCCAGUGUGCUAAUGGAGCAGACUGCCACAGUCUCACUGGGGCCUGUAUCUGUGCCCCAGGCUACACAGGCGACGACUGUUCCCAUACCUGCCCACUUGCACUAUACGGUACUAACUGCACUUCCGCCUGCCACUGCCACAACCAGGCAUCCUGCUCACCAAUCGACGGCUCCUGCAUCUGUAAAGAAGGUUGGCAGGGUGUAGACUGCUCAAUCCUGUGCUCCAGUGGGACUUGGGGAUUGGGCUGUAACCAGACUUGUUUGUGUGCCAAUGGUGCGGCUUGUGACACAAUCGACGGCUCCUGUACCUGUACCUCAGGCUGGAGAGGGGAACGCUGCCAGCAGCCCUGCCCCGAUGGCACAUAUGGACUGGAGUGUCGCGAGCAUUGUGACUGUAACCACGCUGAUGGAUGCGACCCUGUGAGCGGAUUCUGUCGCUGUUUGCCAGGAUGGACCGGCAUCCACUGUGACAGCAUCUGCCCUCAAGGCUUCUGGGGUCCUAACUGCUCCAUGACCUGCUCAUGCCAGAACGGAGGCUCCUGCUCUCCUGAAGACGGGACCUGCGUGUGCGCUCCUGGCUACCGCGGGACUUCCUGCAAGAGAAUUUGCCCUCCUGGUUUCUACGGGCACCGCUGCAGCCAGUCAUGCCCACAGUGUGUGCACAGCACAGGGCCGUGUCACCACAUCACGGGUCACUGUGAAUGCCUGGCCGGCUUCUUCGGCUCGCUUUGCAACCAAGUUUGUCCCAGUGGCAAAUACGGGAAAGCCUGUGCUGAGAUCUGCGUGUGCACUAACAAUGGCACCUGCAACCCCAUUGACGGCUCUUGCCAAUGUUUCCCAGGCUGGACUGGAGAUGACUGUUCACAGAUUUGUCCCAUAGGCCAGUGGGGCCCUGACUGCUUGAACUCAUGUAACUGUCACAACGGAGCCCAAUGUAGUGCCUACGACGGAGAGUGCAGGUGCAGCCUGGGCUGGACCGGCCUCUACUGCACGCAGCGCUGUCCCUCAGGGUUUUAUGGGCGAGACUGUGCAGAGGUGUGCCGCUGUCAAAAUGGAGCUGACUGUGAUCAUAUCACUGGCCAGUGUGCCUGUCGGACUGGCUUUAUUGGGACCAACUGUGAACAGAAGUGUCCUCCUGGGACGUUUGGCUAUGGCUGUCAGCAGCUGUGUGAAUGUAUGAACAACGCCACCUGCGACUAUGUGACUGGAACGUGCUACUGCAGCCCGGGAUACAAAGGAAUCCGCUGUGACCAGGCGGCUCUAGUGAUGGAGGAGCUGAACCCCUACACUAAGAUCAGUCCUUCUCUGGGUUCAGAGCGGCAGUCGGCAGGCGCUGUGAUGGGCAUCAUCUUCCUGCUGCUGAUCAUCAUGGCCAUGCUCAGCUUGUUUGUUUGGUUCAGGCAGAGACAGAGAGACAAAGGCCAGGAAAUGCCCAGUGUCUCGUACACCCCAGCCCUGCGUGUCACCAACACUGACUACUCCCUCUCUGAAACAUCUCAGAGCAGCAGUGGUGGUCAGUGCUUCUCCAAUCCCAGCUACCACACUGUGGCACAGUGCAACAUCUCGUCCACCACGAACAACCUGGACGGCACUCUUGCUCUUAAGAAAGGAGACAGGAACAGUUCAGAAUGGAGAGCGUACUGCAAUCUCAAUGACCUGGGAGUAUCACGAGGAGACACACUUACACUGAGGGACAACAAAACCACUCGAAUGGCCAAAGAUUACAUAAAGGCCUCCAUGUGUAGCUCCAGCUCAUGCUCCCUAAAUAGUGAGAACCCGUACGCCACCAUCCGAGAUCCACCCAGCCUGGCCUGCAAGCACACUGAAAGCAGCUACGUGGAGAUGAAGUCACCUGCUCACAGAGACCUGAGCUUCUGCUCCAGCACAAGCACGACCCUGACCAGUGCCAGCAGGAACGUCUAUGACGCGGAACCGACAGUGAGUGUUCUUCAGGGACCCAACGGCCUGGCGACCGGAUUCUCGCAGAGUCCUUAUGACCUCCCACGGAACAGCCACAUUCCCAGCCACUACGACAUCCUGCCAAUGCGCCACAGCCCAACACACACCCCACCCCCUCCAGAGAGCCCCCCGAGCUCCCUGCUGUAGAGCCCAGUCCUGCCCAGCCCAAAAACACAGACGCAAGGACCUCGUUUUUUAAAAUCUCUCUUUCUCUUCAACAAUCAUUCAAGUACAGAUGCAUGACAUACUGGACAUGACACAGGAGAAGAGCAGAUUCUUCUCUGAGGUUUGUGGGAAAUGAAUAGUACAUCAAAACAAGAACAGAUUUGGACACCAGCGAUUAUUCAUCAUCCCUCUCAGAGGCGUUUUAAAACAAGCUGUGCAUAUAAAAUCAGGUGUAAAAAAGCAUUCUUUGUUUAUAGGUCUAUGAAAAGACACUUAGAGGGAAUAAAGGAGCGUUUGAUGGAAAUUUUUGAUGGAAUAUUUAAUGGAAACAUAUGAUAUGUUGAAUCUUAAAAACAUAGAGCUCCACAUACUGGAACAGAUAAUCAAUGCGACUCAUUGAUCCAGAACUUUUCAUUAGAAGCUGGCAUCGAUCUUGAAAACGAGAACAAGGGGUGACGAUGAAGGAACAAUCCUCUUUUUUUUUGCCCCCCAAAAAAGUCUGGGCAUUGGCGACAAAGCAUGGUUUCAUUAAGAAAUAAUAAGACUUCUUAUUGUGUAAAGAUGGUUACCAAAACAGUGUGUGAGAAGAGCGAGAACCGAUCAUUUAUCGACCACUUCUAAACCUACUCAGAAAAAUUUAUAAAGGUUUAUGAGGAGAGCCUGGGUCAACAUGAGCUGCACUGCUCAUUUGUGUAACAUCCUGGUGCUUUCUACUGUACAUAAGAGUUUAUGACUGUUGCUGUCAUUUAUUUGGGUGUGUAUGUUUUAUGAACGUGGGACUAAGCUAUCAUGUUUAGUUUUUCUUCUUUGUAUAUUUACAUUUUUUAAAACAUCUGUUAGCAGGCCUUGAAGGGCUUUUAAUUUGUGGUUCUGUAUUUAUGAUGUUUAUUUAUGCCUCGUUUGUGCAAGUGAUGUUUUUCUUUGUAGUGUAAAAGGUAAACAUAUUUAAACGGGAAAAAAGUAGCAUGAACAAAUGAUGAUAACCAUAGUGACCACUUAUUUUCAUGUUCUUGUGCUAUUCGUGCACAGUAUUAAUAUAUAAAGUCGACAUUAUAUGUUAGCUCUUAUGUCAUAGUAGAUUCCAUGACAAGAUGAGACCUCAUGCGUGUCCUGAAAAGUUUAGUAUAAAUAGACUUGGAGACGUGU
This is a messenger RNA of Carassius carassius (crucian carp), 4863 nucleotides long. Its product is annotated as multiple epidermal growth factor-like domains protein 11. The transcript has 26 exons. Gene Ontology annotation, cellular component: membrane. The coding region runs from base 358 to 3699 and encodes 1113 amino acids. Lineage: Eukaryota; Metazoa; Chordata; Actinopteri; Cypriniformes; Cyprinidae. Gene Ontology annotation, molecular function: zinc ion binding; scavenger receptor activity; protein binding. The record is from RefSeq and is a predicted model, not a curated record.